AUGGAUGAAGAUACUAUCAUGGAGGUGAGGGAAGAUUUCAUGCUAUCACCUAACGGUGAUUGUAAACCAACUUUCAGAACGGCCCAUUUUCUCAAACCCAUUUCAAACUCCAUUGAUGAGCCACCAGCUUUUAAGUUUAACCCAUUUUCAUCAUCUCCGUCUUCUGUUUCUCAACCAAUGGAAUGGCCUUUGAAAAUCCAUUUUAUUGGGUGGCGUCGUCCAGGAACGAAAUGGUUUAGGUGGGUUGAUCAACUUAAGCCCAAAUAUGAAUCACUGUGGAAAAAUGUUGGCAUCUUUGAAGCUAUAAUGAGCACCAGGUGCCGCAUAAACAAAACUCAAGACUUGGUUUAUGGGGUUGUUGAGAAUUGGUGUUCUGAGACAAAUACCUUUGUUUUUCCCUUUGGUGAAGCAACUAUCACUUUGGAGGAUAUCAUGCUUUUAGGGGGUUAUCCUAUUCUUGGUGAUCCUGUUUUCACCUCACUUGAAGACCAACAAAUGAAAGAGGUUGAAGAGAAGCUCAUCAUUGCAAGACGGAAACUUUACCAGACUAAACAAGGUAAAGCUAGAGCAUCAAUAUGGAUGGAUAUUUUCAUUGAUAAAGGUAGUGAAAUUGAACAUGAAGCAUUCCUUGCUACUUGGUUGUCUGUUUUUGUUUUUCCUCACAAAGUUUUAGUGAAAAGUUGUUUAUUUCCUAUUGCUGUUCAACUUGCUAGAGGAAAUCCAAUUGCUUUGGCUCCUGCUGUUUUGGCUACCAUUUAUAAGGAUUUAAGUUUGUUUAAGAAAACAAUUGUUAGUUUAAAAAAAUAUCUUGUUGGUGGUGUAACAUUUCCCUUAGAGGUUACUGUUGCAUCACCCUUUUACUUGGUUCAAAUUUGGGUUUGGGAGAGAUUCAAAAAUUUACAACCCCAACCACAAACCAUGAUGAUCAAUCACGGAGAGCCUUUAUUGUUUAGGUGGCAUAAGGUUAAGGCUCCGAAAAUUGAUAAUGUUAGGUUUACAAUUGACUCAGCUAUCGAUGAUUUUCUUUGGCGUCCAUAUGUUAAAUAUGCUGAUAAGUGUGGAAUGUUUUAUCCAAAUGAUGAAAUUUUGGUACCGUUUAAGAAUGUUUUGGUGGAUAGACAAAUGCUCUCAUUUGUUAUAUGCAUGAGAGUUUCUGAGCUGGUUGGAUUUGAUUCUAUAGAGCAGUAUCUUCCACAUAGAGUUGCUAUGCAAUUUGGAAUCGAUCAAGAUGUUCCAAGUUAUGUGCCUAGAUUUAAUGAGACUAAAGUGAUUGCUUGGAAAAACUACUACAGACCCAUAUCCGAUAAAAUUUUGAAUUUUCCUUCAAGAUUUUUUGAGGCAGAUGUUACUGCCCGUUAUGCAAGGUGGUGGAAACAGUCUGUAUUGGGGCACGACGAUUUUGUUAAGAAAAUUGUGCAGCGGAAGAGAAGUGAAAGUUCAAGGAAACAUAGAACUGAUGUAGGAAAAGCCAACAGAAGUGAUAAUGAUAUUGGUGUUCCACCUGGUUUUCCUCCCAACCUUGUGGACACUCUUAUGUUUGGAAAGUUUUGUUAUGAUGGUUCAAAAACUAAAUCUAGAAAAGUUGAUGAUUUGUAUGCUGAUGUCCCUUAUCAGAACCAAGGUGAAAGCAAAAGCAAAAGCUUUUCUGUCAGAAAAAAAUUCUCUUCUUCUCAUGAUAUGGCUGCUCAUGCAGAAGCUAAAGAAACUGUCCAAGAAAAAGCAAGAUAUGAUGAAGUUAUGGUUUUGUUAAAAGAGCAAAACAUGAAGAGUCAAGAGGAACUCGCGCGUCUGGCAAGGCAACAGGAAGAGAUGUUACGGUUAAUGGCUUUGAGGGAGAAUAGAGAUGAAGAGUUGAGGCAACUACUCACUAGUUUUCUAAGGAACCAACAACCACCACCACAGUCAUCUUCUUAA
Messenger RNA from Lathyrus sativus (Indian pea), 1914 nucleotides. NCBI's taxonomy places the organism in Eukaryota, Viridiplantae, Streptophyta, Magnoliopsida, Fabales, Fabaceae. The record is from the annotation of a GenBank genome assembly.